UGUGGAUUCGUCUGCACUCACUCCUCCCUCCUUCCUCCUGCUGAACUCCAGGCCUCAGCUGCUGCUCGUCAUUUCUGCUACCAUGGCCAAGGACAUGACUCUGCUGUGGGGCUCUGGCUCUCCCCCCUGCUGGAGGGUGCAGAUCGCUCUGGAGGAGAAGAACCUGCAGGGCUACAACCAGAAGCUGCUGUCUUUUGAGAAAGGCGAGCACAAAUCCAAGGAGGUUCUGGAGAUCAACCCCAGGGGUCAGCUCCCUGCUUUCAAACAUAAGAACAUCAUCGUGAAUGAGUCCUGCGGCGCCUGCUUUUACCUGGAGAACCAGUUCAAGUCUCAGGGGAACCAGCUGAUCCCCGAGGGCGCCGCCGAGGUCGGUCUCAUGUACCAGCGCAUCUUCGAGGGGCAGACUCUCUUCCAGAAACUGGUUGAUGUCCUCCUUUACACAAGGAAAGUCCCAGAGGCAGAGAGACACGACUCGGCUGUGAAGAGAAACAGAGAGGCCCUGAAACAGGAAAUCCAGAUAUGGGAUGGAUAUCUGAAGGGAUCUGAUGGUUACUUGAGUGGAAAGUCCUUUUCUCUCGCUGAUGUGAUCGUUUACCCAGUUGUUGCUUUUUUCUUCCGACUUGGAGGAAACGAGAGCCACUACCCUAACCUGGCAGCUUACUACAACAAACUCAAGGUGAGGCCCAGCAUCAAAAAGACCUGGCCUCCAAACUGGCUGGAGGCACCUGGACAGGAGCAGCUGAAAGACCUCUAAGAAUCAAACCAUCAACCUGCUUCUGUUGUGUUUUUAUGUUUAACUACUCCCUCUCACUGUGUAAUUCUCUAGCUGCAUUUGUCACUGAAACUAGUUUUCGAGAUGUGAAAAUAAUAAAUAUAAAUUGAUUUAAAUUU
Oryzias latipes (Japanese medaka) is the source of this 891-nucleotide messenger RNA. RefSeq names its product glutathione S-transferase A. Lineage: Eukaryota; Metazoa; Chordata; Actinopteri; Beloniformes; Adrianichthyidae. The record is from RefSeq and is a predicted model, not a curated record.